AUGGGCAUUUUAAAGGCUUUACUGCUACCAAUAUUCUUGGUUGAAUGCCAACUAAUUGUUGAUAUACUUUACAGUCCUUACACAGAACAAGGCUUUGCUUCAAACCUGAAAGUAAUGGUGGAGCAAAGCUUCCAAGACGAAUUUCAAUUUAACUUGGUCUAUUUAGAAAACUAUUGGGAUAUUGGCCUAGCUAUCAAUAGCCCUGAUAUAGUUUUUGACCUUUCCUUCAGCGCUUCAUUAUUAGAAUCAAUCAAAAAACUUGCUGAAAUACAAAAUUUCAUUAUCGGCUCUAUUGCCAAGCCAACUUUUUUAUAUAGCAACUGAGAGUUUUUUAUGCAUAAUUCGUGGGAAAAUCAUAUAAAAACUUUAUAUUCUAUUAUUUCUUACCUAAAUUGGCAAACAUUUAUAGUGAUAUCUGAUGAAAAUUAUGGCGAGAAUAAUGAGUUUUAUAAUUAUUUUUUUGAUAAAGAUUAUCAUUGAUUCUAUUUCUCAAAUAGCAACGACGAAAAAUCAGCAGAUUUAUUUAUAGGAAGAGUAAUUCAGCCUAUCGGAAUUAAAAAUAUUGUCAUAUUAAAUAAAGGUGAAAGCACAAAAUUGCUUUUGAAAAGCUUAAUCUCCCCUCCGUUAACGAACAAAAAAUUUUUCGCUCAUAGAGUGGAAUUAUUAUUUAAUUUGUUUUCAAAAUUUGAAAAAAAUCCCAGUUGUAAAGUAAGUAUAGAGGUUUCCUCUAUAUAGCGCUGAAAGCGCAGACAUUUUCCCAGGAAGUUCGUCGGACCAAAUCGCUUUUUGGUCCGACCAAGGCAUUGAUUUGGUGCAACCAACCGAUAAAUUCCGAUCAGAAUUUAUCGGCCUUACAGCGCCAAACAUAGGAAACUUCUAUAUUUAUUAUUAUUCGAUUAUGAGAAAAAGAGAGAAAUGCUGCUCAUGCAGCGAUGGAUAGAUUAAUAAUAACAAUAAGUAUUUAUUAUUUGUAAAAUUUAUGUUUUAAGAUGCAAGUUAUUUAAAAUUAAACAGAAUUAGCUCGAGAUUCAAUUAUAAUAAUAAUCACUUAUAUCAAAAUCUUUUUUUUCAUAAAAAAUUAUAUAUUAAAAAAUUACUUCGCUCAUAGGUAGGUUUAUGGGCAAAAAAUAAAAAUUCUUCUUAAGGUUUAGUCGCUCACUGAAGGGGAAGUUUAGAAAAAUUAGAUUUACUUAGCCUAGGCACUGGGGUUGUUGUAGGAAGUGAGGGCUCAUGAAACUUAUAUGGAAAUGGAGUUGCUUCUUAUACAGAAUCAGGAUUAGAAACAGCUGAUAGCAAUAUUAGCUAUGAAGGUUUAGCAAUAAUCAAUUUUUUAAAGCUUGUGCUUAGCUUUUCUCAGACUUCUGAAAAUUCAGAUUUGCUUGAAUUUUUAAUGAAAAAUACAAUUGACCAUCAUCCAAUUUCAAAAUUUUCGCUCCUGAAUAUUCAAAAUGGUCUAAAAGUCAUAUCGGGGAGUAUCGUAUCUUCACACGACGACUAUUUCAUAACGACUAUUUUUUUUUGGCCUAUUUUUUUUUGGCCUAUUUUUUUUUGACCUAUUUUUUUUUGGCCUAUUCUUUUUUGGUCUAUUUUUUUUUGGCCUAUUUUUUUUUAGCCUAUUUUUUUUGGCCUAUUAAAAAAAAAUAGGUGAAAACAAAAUAGGCCAAAAAAAAAUAGGCCAAAACAAAUAGGCCAAAAAAAAAUAGGCCAAAAAAAAAUAGGCCAAAAAAAAAUAGGCCAAAAAAAAAUAGUCGUUAUGAAAUAGUCGUCGUGUGAAGGAACCGGGAGUAUUGCUAACGAUACAUUAUACAUAAUGAACCCUUUAAAAUAUCCAGGAGAUUCACUAGCAAUUCCAAACUCUCCCACUACUUCUAUCAAUAUAUGAUACGAUAGUUCAGGUUUAGGUCUAUCUGAUCUAGAUACAAUAUCAAUUGGAGAAUUUUAUGCUUUAGACUACUAUAAAACCCUUCACUCAUUAGAUGGCUUUAAAAUAACAACCACACCUUGCAAUUGUGCCGUGAUCUUAUAUGACCAAGCAAGCGGUUUUUCUUGUCUUGCUAAAUUAGUGACAAUUCCUGCUGUUGGCUUUCUAACUUCAUUUGCUCCAUGAACUAGCAUUUUAUACUUAUACGCUUUAAGAUCUCUAAAUAGUUCAAUCCCUAACGUUUCUCCAUAUGCGACUUCAAGCCUUACUCAAAAUAAAACUGCUUUUCCUGAAUUUAUGACUAUUGUAAAAGAUGAAAGAUUUAACUCGAAAGUCAUAUUGGACCUGGCUGUUGUUUUCGGCUGAAAAAAUAUUAUCGUGCUUUAUGACGAUAAUAAUAAAAACACUUAUUUAUAUUUUAUUGCGUUGGCAGAAAAAUUCAAUAUUAAAAUUGCUAAUAGGCCUGACCUACAAAAAAUAGACAAUUAUACUAGAGAUAAAUAUCCAAUAUGAAAGGACUGGUUUGCUGAAAUAAUAAGCCUAAAAGUAAGGCUUUUUGUAAUAUUUCUGAGUCCUCCUUUUGCAUUAUAUAUAUUCGAAAGCUUUUAUGAUGCAGGAUUAAGACAAGGGGAUCUAAUUUUGUUGUGCAACAAUAGGAUUGCAUAUGGAUUAUCGUUAGAGACUGAUAUUGAACAAAGAAGAAAGCUUUUGGAGAUUGCGUAUGGAGGAAUUGUGAUAGCGCAAACUGAAUGGAUUGGGGAAUAUGGAGAAAUGCUUAAAAAUGGUUUUGUAAAGAAGUAUGGAAAUUAUACAGAUUUUGGCUGCUGGGCUUUUGAUGCUGCGAUGCUACUUUUAAAUGGAAUUGAAUUUACGAUAAAGCAAGGCGAGAAUGUUAACUCCCCCUCCGUGCGAACAAAAAAAAUUUUGCUCGCUCACAAAGGGGGUUAAUUUAAAAAAAACAUUUAUAAUUUUAUAGUAAAGUGUUUUUAAAAAAUUAUUAAAAAUGGAAAGCAAAUAUUUAUGCAAUUUCUAAAAUUUAUGUUUUAAAAUGCAAUUAUCUAGAGACUCAUGAGGGUGGGUUUUUUUGCAAAAAAUAGGAAUUUUUCCAAUGGUUUGUUUGCUCACGGAAUGAGGAGUAAGAACUAUGAAGUGCUAAAUAAAAACCUGAGAAAGCAAAAGUUUUUAGGCUGUUCUGGGACUGUGUCUAUUGAGUCUGGAGGUAAUCAGAGAAGUUUUCCAACUCUAGGCAUAUACAGCUUGAGAUGGGACGAGAGAAUUCAAUCUCUAUACGAAGACUUUGCAGGGAAAUAUGACCUUAGUAGUGCUCAAUUGAUUACUUUAUAUAAAAGCAUUUUGUGAUAUGAUAACACAACAGCAAUACCUACAGAUACAAUAGUGUAUGAAAAUGGCUGCCCAUUUCCUAAAAGCAAAAUUUCUAAUUCCAAUAGUGGCGCUAAAAUACUAUAUGGAAUAUCAGCUGCAGUGGUAGCUUUUACAAUCGUUAUAGCACUUAUUAUAUGAAAAAAGUUUUGAAAAAAUAUCACGAUAAAAAAAUUGACCACAGCUGCCCAUAUACAUUUUGAAGAUUAUAUUCUUAUGGGAAUUAUCGCUGCUGAUUUUUUCCAAUUUAUAUCUCAAGGGCCAGAUAUAAGUGAUUUAUAUAUAUUAUUAUCAAAAGCUUGUAGCUAUUCGCUUAUCCAUUUUAAUUCUUCAGGUACAGGAGAUAUGUACUGAAUUUAUAUAUAUUCUGCAAUGGUUAUUGCUUGCUAUUGAAUAUUUUCAGCUUUUAUUUUAUUAUUUAAACUGAAAAUACUUAAUAGUUGGAUGUUGAGACAUGCUAGAAAAAUAUCUUUACUUUUGCUACCUAUAAUUGGAAAUUUCUUAUUUAUUCCAAUGAUUUCUGUCCUUUUAAGCAUUUUUCAAUGUGAUAAAGGAAUAGGCUCGAGCAUUACUGAUUCUUUUAUAAAAAAUGAUUGUACAACAUAUUGCUGAACCCAAAAAUACUCUAUAUGAGGAGCUCUUUCAAUAUUUUUUUUGGGCAUUUAUAUCCCUUUGGCAAUUUAUUUUCGGGAAUAUUAUGAGAAUAUUAAUGAUCAUAUUAAUAUCAAAACAAAUCCGCUUUUUUUUAUAGAAAAGUCUAUUUUUCAAGUAAUCAUAGUUUCUAUGAAUAAGACGAUAAAGAUUUAUAAUGAAUCCUUACAUGGUCUUUGCUGCAUUAUCCUUCUACUUAUCCUAAUUGCGAUUAGCUUAAAGCAAAACUCUUAUAAUUAUAGCAGGAUGAAUCUUUGGCUGAUCAUUUCCUAUUUAGCAAUCUUGUGUAAUUUUAUUUUAUCAUCUGUUUAUUGACUCAUAAAAUUUGAUUCCAUACUAUUAUGGUCUAUGGUGCAAUAUUCACUCUGGCUUAUCUUGAUAGUAGCUGGGAUAAUAAUUCAAUAUAAAUGGCUUCCAAAUUUACUAAUUACUGACAAAUCAGCAGACAUUACAAUAUUUUUCAAAUUCUUAAUGGGAAGCCAUGUUUCAGCAGCCGAUAUCAAUGUAAUAAGAAAUGAAUCUUCAAGAAAUAAUUUUUCUUAUCGUCAAACUCCAAAUUCUUUAUCAAGAUUAAAUAUCCAGUAUUAA
This is a messenger RNA of Blepharisma stoltei, 4540 nucleotides long. NCBI's taxonomy places the organism in Eukaryota, Ciliophora, Heterotrichea, Heterotrichida, Blepharismidae. The record is from the annotation of a GenBank genome assembly.